This is a messenger RNA of Lethenteron reissneri (Far Eastern brook lamprey), 8423 nucleotides long. Its product is annotated as oxysterol-binding protein-related protein 6-like. NCBI's taxonomy places the organism in Eukaryota, Metazoa, Chordata, Hyperoartia, Petromyzontiformes, Petromyzontidae. Gene Ontology annotation, molecular function: cholesterol binding. The record is from RefSeq and is a predicted model, not a curated record. Gene Ontology annotation, cellular component: plasma membrane; nuclear membrane; perinuclear endoplasmic reticulum.
CAGUGCUGCUGCUGCUGCUGAUGCAGCCCGGAGCUGCUGCUGCUGCUACGACCGAUAUCACCGCCGUCAGGGGCACCGUGCGCGCGUGUGAAGUAGGAGAUGCAGCAGGGCCCCCCCUCCUCCUCCUGCUGCUGCUGCACACACUCUUCACCGUGAAGUGAAGAAGGGAUGGCAGAAGAAUACUGAGUGAAGCCAACACAGGCAGAUCCACCCCCCCCCCACCAGUCUCGUGGGAGCUUGAGCAGCCUGCACAAGCACGCACGCACAAACACCACACACACACACGUGUAUGCCGCAGUGCCUGCUUGCGCAAACGGCACCGCUCAAGAAUCGGGACGGCAAAUUCCACCGGUUGCCCUUCCGCAGUUUGACAGAAAGCACUUUCAUUAGAAUUCGGGCCAACGAUCGUCGUGCACACGGUGUGUACAUUUUACGCACGGUGGGCGGACUCGAGGUGUUACGUACAAAUGAUCUGGCAAACUCACUCGGCUCUACAAGUGUGGCCUCUCAUCUGCCCUUCCGCACAGCUUGUCAGCAGCAGUAAUCUGCAAUCGUUCCAAAGAGACUUUCAAUUGUGAAUUUGCUUAUUUGGCGCUGAUUUGGAUGGGACUGAGGAAUCCUCUAAACUGAACCUCUGCAGUGCUGCAUUGUCGAACAAGGUCGGCUGACGGAGACUGUGCGAGUGAAAAGAGAGCGAGGGGCAGCAAUAGACAGAUAGAACAGAGAAAAGAGAUAAAUACACUGGCAGAAAGAAGGGAGAAAGACUCUUGAGGAAUUGGCCAGGUCUAAGGAGGCCAAGAAGAAAGUGGACAAUAAUCAUUUAUAAAGCAUCUCAAUGCUAACUCGUAUCCAGGCGCUGUCUUAAAUCGACAGAGAGACAGACGCGGCUACGAACGUGGAGACGAAAAUUGAGCAGAAAUUCGGACACCACAAGAAAUCGUGCACACAAACAGGAACUCAUAUUCGCAAAAAUAUAUAUUCACACGAAUCGCAAGCGGUGAGCUCGGGGUCCGGGCACCGACAGACGGAGGCAAGAUGAGCGGGGACGAGCGGAUGUCCUGCUCAUCGCCGUCACACUCCCACAAGGCCGUGACGCCCCGUGGGAGCCAGUCGUCCCGCGACGCGCGGCAGUCGAUGACAAGCGCAGACGAGAGUCCCGUGUCUGCAGGCCACGACUCUAUCCUGGCCUCCCGUCUCACGUCUGCACAGCCCUCCCCCAAGAAAGAUGCCCAGGGGUGGGAGAUCAUCGAGGGCCUCCGGUCAGGGCAGCCGGACGUUCACAAACCCGAGAGACACGAGGGCUUCCUGCUCAAGAAACGCAAGUGGCCUCUUAAGGGCUGGCACAAGCGGUUUUUUGUGCUGGAGAAUGGGAUCGUGAAAUACGCCAAGUCUCCAGCGGAGGUGCAGCGUGGAAAGCUGCACGGGAGCAUAGACAUUGGCCUGUCCGUGAUGUCCAUCAAAAAGAAGUCGAGGCGCAUCGACCUGGACACGGAGGAGUACAUCUACCACCUCAAGAUCAAGUCCCAGGAGAUGUUCGACGUGUGGGUGUCCAAGCUGCGGAACCACCGCCUCUUCCGUCAGAACGAGAUCGCCUGCUCACCCGGCACCGGCAGCCGCCACCUGCUGUCCCCGCUGGACGUGUGCCCGGGGCAGCACUUUGCGGAUGGAAAGAUGUCGCGCUCGUCCAGCAGCCCGGGCCUCUCGGGAUCCCUCUCCAACGGUCAGAUCAAAAUGACCAGCUGGCUCCUGGACACGGAUGAGAUGGACCACUGUGCAAGAGGCCUCAACGACUGCCAGGCGAAUCUCGCUCAGCUGAGCGGCAUCUUGAAGAGCCUGGAGAUCCUGCAACGGACUCAGUCGGCGCCUUCGUUCUCCGACAUGCAGGGUGCCUGUCUUGAAAACGGAAAGAAAGAAAAGCGGAGCGCUCGCCGCUGGAGAACCAAAAGCGUGAGCAAGGAUUCUAAAAUGCAUUUGCAGCUUCCAAACAGCCCAUCGGCCUCUCCCAUCCGCCUGCACGCCUCCAACCCCAACCUGAGCAUGGACGGAGGGGCGGGGCUGGGCCCAGGGUUGGGCGUGGCGGGGCUAGGUGUGGGCCCUGGGGUGGGCCCUGGGGUGGGGCUGGGGGCGGCGGGGCUAGUGGAGGUGGGGGUGGAGUCUCCGGUGCGGCUGCUGAGCUGCAGCAAGGCGCGCGUCAGCAUCGCCGAGUCUCUGGACGGAUGCUCCACCGACUACAGCCGCCUCCAGGAGGAGUUCUGCUGCGUGGCAAAGAAAGUGCACGUGACGCUCAAGUCCGUCUUCAACUCGUUGGCCAUCGAGAAGGAGAAACUGCGGCAGGUGGCGUGCGAGCACGAGGCGGCGGGCGCCGGCCACGCCGCCCACGUGCUCGCGCUCAAGAAGGCACUCGCGCAGGCUACGGCUCAGAAUGGGGACCUUAGGAGCAGAUUGAGUCGCAUUCACGCGGAUUCAAAUCUCACGGAACCCCUUGUCAACAUCAACAUCAUCCCCAGCCCAGACAUGCCCCCCGAGCCCCCCCAGGAGGGACCCCUCGUGCCGGUGCCGCUCAGCGAGAGCCGCCUCUCUGUUUCCGAGUCCGUCUCGGAGUUCUUCGAUGCCCAGGAGGUGCUCAUCUCGGCGAGCUCCUCUGAGAACGAGCCAUCGGACGACGAAUCCUACGUGAGCGACGUGAGCGACAACGUGUCGGAAGACAACAUCAGCGUGACGGAUGGGGCGCCGCAAACGUCGUUAAGCACACGGGAGGGCGGCUUCCGCAACGGCAGACGAAGCUUCCUGCCGGCGCCGUGCCCGGACACGAGCGGCGUGAGCCUCUGGAAUAUCCUGCGCAACAACAUCGGCAAGGACCUGGCAAAGGUCUCCAUGCCGGUGGAGCUCAACGAGCCCCUCAACACCCUGCAGAGGCUGUGCGAGGAGCUCGAGUACAGCGAGCUGCUGGAACAGGCGUCCGACACGGAGGACCCCGCGCAGCGCAUGGUGCUGACGGCGGCGUUUGCUGUGUCGGCGUACGCCCCCACGUACUACCGCUCCGGCAACAAGCCCUUCAACCCUGUACUCGGCGAGACCUACGAGUGCAUCCGGGAGGACAAGGGCUUCCGCUUCGUGGCCGAGCAGGUCAGCCACCAUCCACCCAUAUCAGCCUGUCACUGUGAGUCAAAGACAUUUGUGUUGUGGCAAGACGUUCGAUGGAAGAAUAAAUUUUGGGGCAAGUCAAUGGAAAUCCUGCCGCUGGGAACAGUCAGCCUCAACCUACCCAAGUACGGCGACCUGUACGAGUGGAACAAAGUGACGUCCUGCAUCCACAACAUCCUCAACGGGCCACGCUGGAUCGAGCACUACGGCGAGAUCACCAUCCGCAACCGCCGCAGCGGGGGCUGCAGCUGCAAGCUCACCUUUGUCAAGGGAAACUACUGGAACUCCAACGUGAACGAGGUGCAGGGAGCGGUGAUGGAUGCCGACGGCAAAGUGUUGCACCGGCUCUUCGGCAAGUGGCACGAAGGCCUCUACUGCGGCGUUCCUCCCUCCGCCAAAUGCAUCUGGAGGCCAGGCUCGAUGCCCAAUGACUACCAGCUGUACUACGGCUUCACGCGUUUCGCCAUCGAACUCAACGAGCUGGACCCGGCCAUGGCGGCCGUGCUGCCACCCACGGACACGCGCUUCCGCCCCGACCAGAGGUUACUGGAGGAGGGGAAUGUGGAGGCGGCGAGCGAGGAGAAGCGGCGCGUGGAGGAGACGCAGCGCGAGCGACGGCGCAACCUCGAGGAGAUGCAUCUGCAGCACCAACCGCGCUUCUUCCGGAGAGUGGUGGACUCCAGCGGCCGGGAGUGCUGGGUAACGAACGGAAUCUACUGGGAGCUGAGACGAGAAUCUGGGUUCGCGAAACUGGAAAGCCAGAUUCUCUGGUGACGUCCUCACCCGGGGGGGGGGGGGGGGGGCGCGGUGUCACACCGGAGGGGCACAUUCAUAUUCAAACGUAAGACCCAUUAGGUGUGCUCCAUCAGGACCUGCCACUAUAGCCCAAUUAUUACCAGGCAGGUGGAAAUCCCACCGCAGUUUUACAGCGGUCAUUUGGCCCCGCCCCGUUCUCGCAGUCCCCUCCCACUCAUUAUCCUAGCCCCUCCCCCCGUUUAGAAGUUGGCUAUACCCCCCCCCUCUCCCUUCCCCAAAAGGCUCUUUGCCCCUUCUGUGCACUCAUAUACCAGUUAAGACUUCCGUUUGGUUGUUAUAUAAAGUAUAUAUGUAAAAAAUACCAUAAAGUCAUAUAAAUUGAGAAAAACAAAUAUUACGUAUUAUACAAAUUGUCCGUAUCUUAUAGGGAAGUGUAUCAUAGCACGAAUUCAAUGCAAAGAUUAUGUAUAGCGCGAUAGCCUGUGCAGCUCUGGAAACAAGCUGCGUGCAUUUUUUUUUCUUCUUUCAUAAACCUGCUAUGAAUGUUGCAACAUUUGCACAAUUUCUAAUUUAAAGUCUUCACCGGCGGUGGUGGUGGUGGCGCCGAUGAUAAUCGUGCUAGGAGAAUACUAUGACACGUGCAAUUCUGUUCUCAUCAUUAACAAUGCUGUAACGACUGAAAUCCGCAAACGUUGUUCUCUGCUUCCGUUCGAGUUAACGGAUAAAAUAGGACUUACAGAAAAUAAAUAUAUAUAUUUUUGCUGCUAAAUUUCGAACUUUACAUUUUGCAUGUUGAUAUAAAUGAUGAGCAUCGUAUUUUAAAGGGUGGAAAAUUAUUACGAUGAAACAAUGUUUUCCUAUUUAAACUGUAAUAAUUAUUAGCAUUGUAAGUAAUUCUCUAUUAGCUACUGUCAGAAAAUGAUCCCCAUACAUUGUGAUAUUAGCACUUAAACAUCAAUAUAACCUGUAUUCAAAUAAGCAAAUAAUAAUGUACGACCCUUUGUCAAAUCCACUGCUAGAUGAAGGCCUUCCCACACGGUAUGAUUUACGGUGAUACGCUAUUACCGCAGUAACAAGAUAUCACCAGCUGCAAUGCGCAAGACCUCUCCGCUUUCGUGAGAAACAAAUAUGUCCCUUUGACUCCUUUCCACAAGUCAGUCGUGGGUUUUCCCCGUCCAUAAAACGUUGAGAAAUACUCGCAAGACGACUGAUGGGCACGACCUCUCCUGCGUCAAUUGUGAAUGGCGAGUCAUUAGACAUCGUUCUGUCACUGAUCAAAUGACACACUGCUCCACGCACAAAUGGUAGUUUUCAAUUGAGGCUCGCAGUCCCAUUGAUCGCACAGCUGAAACUCACUGAAGCCCCUUAAGGCUCCCUCCCGUAUAGAGGGUUUCGUAUUUGACUUCAUGGCUCCGCAACGCAACGGGCUUUGACAAAAAAACUACUAAAUAUUUUUUUGUGGAAAAGUAGUGAUUUGUAAACUGUGUAAUCCGCAUCAUCAUCAUGAUGAAAGGCCUAUCCACUACUGGAUGAAGGCCUCUCCAUGCGAUUGCCAUCCCUCACAGUCCUGUAAUACUGUCAGCGGUAAAUCUUUAAAACAUUGAAAUGGUGUGAUGUCGACUGAUCUCUUGUCGCGUCUAAACAAGCUGCAGACGAUUUACUUAAAGCUCAUUUCAUUUUGCACGUUCGGUUUCAUAAAAUUCGCCAAUUUUUCAGUUUAAUAUCACUUGUGUCGUACUUGUUUACUAUCGUUUGUAGUCUUAUCGUAAAUUUUAAUUUUCAAUGGGUUGAGCAAGUGAGUCUUUGUUAAAUCGCGUGAGGUCGAAUCACAAAAUGCGUUUGCUAUUCAAGGGGAAAUUAAAAAAAUAAAAUGUAACCACUUUUGGCAAUGACUCCCUUAAAUCAGAAAACUAUUUCGACUUAGAUUUAGGGCAGUUGGGCCUUCUUCCAGGGCUCUCAAAUACACAUUAAUCUAUGCCAUUGCACAACUGCUAAUGCAGUCCCUCAAUUAAGACUUUACCUGUUUUAUUUCGGUUGUGCUCUUGCCAUCGUGUAACGAGGUGGUGCCAUCGCUCCGGAACUUGCACAGGAGCGGCGCUUCCACCCCAUGUUAGAGAAGAGGCCUCGGCAUUUAAAUUAUUUUCAUGGUUAGAAGUGGACACCACAGAUCUACUUCUUCAAUCCCUUAAAGUGACCUUUUUUAAAUCUAUACACAGCGGGUGGGAAACUUUGCCCAUGCCCCCUUGCUGCGGGGGGAGAUAUUCGCUGCAUUGCAGUCAAAUUUUGUUAUUCAUUCUCAGAGCUGUAAGUUGGUCGUCAGGUUAAGAGAAAAAGACAAAGUAUAAAGUGACGGGUAUUUUUUUGUGCAGUCAUUGGUGACCGGCUAAAACGAGAUAAUCACGAGACUUGAGAAUCUGGUAUUAGAGUAUUUGGCUGCUAUAAAUUUUCACUGAAUACGCCACCUCGCUGAGCUAUUGUUUGUGGCCAGGUCGCUUCUGUAAAAGAGCUAAAUAGUUCAGUGGGCCUUAUCUGGUAAAAUGAAAAAUAGUUUAAUCACAGGGAGCCAAAACCCAGAGUCGAACCGGGCAUCUCAGCAGUGCUGGCUCGGUGCUUUGACCUCUUGAGCCCCGUGGCUGGCAUAGCCCCGAAUUUUUAUUUUAAAAUUUUUACAACGUAGACCUGGGACGGAAUAAAAAAAGAUGAUUACAAGCAAGAUACAAAUCAACCGUGAUAAUCGCACCUCUGAUUAGCACGGUUGGCUACGUACGGCGUGAAAGAAGUUCAACGUACAGUACAUAGAUACAAAACAACGAUGGGAGCAACUCAUCUGUUGGUGGAGGGGACACUGAAUGCUGGUGAAUCACUCCGUCUCUCUUCGGAGCGAACGGAGAAUCGGGUAGAUGGACUGCACUGCCAGGUGCAAAUUGCCCUUCGGAGACUUAUGAACGAUAACCGUUCUUGUUUAAAUUUACAUUUUAAGCUCUGGAGCCUGUCUUGUAUUUGGAAACUAAUGUGGGCACAUGGAAUCUUAAUUUCUUUUAGGAACAAUUGCCCACGUUAUGUGCUAUGAACCCGGGUGACCGUGAGUUUGAUUCUCGGCCUUAGCGAGCAUUCAGUGGCGAGUGAUACCUUAAGCGGUCUUGAGCCUCCCUUCACCAACCCUCACUAGCCAGCGAAGUGAAGUGUGGUCAAACAACCACCGCGAUCGCCAUGGCGCCAGAGGUCCUUCAUCUAGCAGUGGUUUGACAAAUGUCUGAAAGUUAUUAUUGCGAGCUGUUUGCCAAUUUACUCAAUGGCAGAUGAAAAAAUGUAGCAAAACAAAUUUUGAUCUCCAAAUGGUUAAAUACAUAACAUCAAAUCGAUUUAAGUUUCAUAUCACGUUUUGCAGUGAUUCCGUUAAAGUUAAUGUAUUCAUUAUUUAUCGAUUACAGGCCAUUACUUAGGUGAGUGUGCAUAGCGUAAUCUAAUCUCGUGGUGUUAAAACAUAUAAUUCGGUUGAAGUCAAGAAAAUCAAUUUGCUCUGGAGAGCCCCACUAGAGAAUAUUUGGCCUACUUCUCUGUGCUGGCCAGCCGUUUUCUAAGAGGUGGAAGUAGCCACACUUAACUCCACCGCGCGCGACCAACCGAUUGACUAAACUACCUGCGAUGUACAACAUCUGAUGCCGCUGGGUCGACAGCGGCCGGGGGGGAGGUGGAUUUAAGACAUUUUGAGAAACGUGGCUCUGUUGUUUAAAACUUACCACGGAUGCCGGUCGAUGGAACCGGAGAUUUCCUGGCUUUGCAAGUCGAUUUGUGCUAAACUGUUACAUCACAACAGCCGCACUCCUCGCCCCGCGCCUGCCCUAGUGCGCGCCCGCGCGGGGAUUGAUGUCAAAAAGGGAUUGAGAAAAUUCAAGGCACGUUUACGGCUUCCAAGAACCUUGUUCCAGAUUCAUGAGAUCUCUGUGUCGGGGAUGAUAUUUUUUUGUUUCAAUUAUAUAAUUGAUUUUUACCGUAUUUAUUGUUUGUUGUCGUCAUGGAAAGCUCAUCUGCCUUUGAUGUUUUCCAGCAGACCCGUUGCCUCCGUCAGUUGAACCACACUUGACUAUGGAAAACCUGCGUAAAGCUCCGUAUGGAUAAUGACAGAGCGCGUAAUUGUACCAAUAUUUCGAUUUAAAGCUUUCAUGACUGCAGGGAUUCAUAUUCUUGGUUCUUUCGGUAAAGUCAUGUAGAAGGGAAAUAAUAAAAUAAUUAAAAAUAUUAAAAAUAAAACAAUAAAAUUGUUUAUUUUCAGACGGAUGGACGAGUGUCCACCUUAGAACACAUUCCUGCGGAGGGAGCUGGUAGGAACGUUGGGUUGCUCGGUCAAUGGCCAGGGUCAACGGCGGCGUGGUGUAUUCCGCAAAUAUGGCCGACUGUGAGGGCGGGCACAAGUCGGCGUGAGUAGGUUAAAUGUUGAGUUUUAUAAGGGCACCACGGGGUGACCAGCCCCCUCCCCACCCAGCCCCACCCCUCCCACCCCCCACCCAGCCCCGCCCUCCCCA